AUGGCUUCAGAGAGCGGUUUAAACGGAGAUUCAUCAAAUAUAGCAGAAGAGCUAUUUGGCUUUGCAGAUUCCUUUGACUACCUCUUGAUGUUCCUUGGGACUCUUGGAUCUAUUGGAAAUGGUCUUGGUUUCCCUAUUAUGACAAUACUGUUCGGAGAUCUAGUUGAUGCUUUUGGACAGAAUCAGACAGAUGUUACUGACAAAGUCUCCAAAGUCGCUCUGAAGUUUGUAUGGCUUGGAAUCGGUACAUUCGCGGCUGCUUUUCUCCAAUUGGCUGGUUGGAUGAUUGCUGGAGAGAGACAAGCAGCUAGAAUAAGGAGUAUGUAUCUAAAGACUAUAUUACGACAAGAUAUCGCCUUUUUCGAUAUCGAUACAAAUACCGGAGAAGUUGUUGGAAGAAUGUCUGGUGACACUGUACUAAUCCAAGACGCCAUGGGAGAGAAGGUGGGGAAAGCAAUACAGCUUGUAGCAACAUUUGUUGGUGGCUUUGUGAUAGCUUUCAUAAGAGGAUGGCUUCUAACUUUAGUCAUGUUAUCUUCAAUUCCACUUCUUGUAAUGGCGGGUGCGGGUCUCGCUAUCGUCAUUGCUAAAACAGCUUCUCGUGGACAAACCGCUUACGCGAAAGCAGCGGUUGUAGUUGAGCAAACAAUCGGUUCUAUAAGAACGGUUGCUUCGUUUACGGGAGAGAAUCAAGCUAUAAGCAAUUACAAUAAGCAUCUUGUCACUGCUUAUAAAGCAGGAGUCAUUGAAGGUGGUUCAACAGGAUUGGGACUUGGUACACUCUUUCUUGUAGUGUUUUGUAGCUACGCUUUAGCGGUUUGGUACGGAGGAAAAUUGAUCGUCGAUAAAGGGUACACAGGAGGACAAGUUCUUAAUAUCAUCAUCGCUGUUUUAACUGGUUCCAUGUCUUUAGGACAAGCGUCUCCUUGUUUAACCGCGUUUGCGGCUGGACAAGCAGCGGCUUACAAAAUGUUUGAGACAAUAGAGAGAAGACCUGACAUUGAUUCUUAUAGUACUGAUGGUAAAGUUUUGGAUGACAUUAAGGGAGAUAUUGAGCUUAAAGAUGUUUACUUUGCUUAUCCGGCGAGACCGGAUGAGCAAAUAUUCCGCGGAUUUUCGCUAUUUAUCUCGACUGGUACAACCGCGGCUUUAGUUGGACAGAGCGGAAGCGGGAAAUCAACGGUUGUUAGUUUGAUUGAGAGGUUUUAUGAUCCACAAGCCGGUGAAGUUCUCAUAGAUGGGAUCAACCUUAAAGAGUUUCAGCUAAAAUGGAUUAGAAGCAAGAUUGGACUUGUGAGUCAAGAACCGGUUUUGUUCACUUCAAGCAUCAAGGACAACAUUGCGUAUGGUAAAGAAGGCGCGACAAUAGAAGAGAUUAAAGCGGCUGCAGAGCUUGCGAACGCUUCUAAGUUUGUGGAUAAGCUUCCUCAAGGUUUAGAUACAAUGGUUGGAGAACACGGUACUCAGCUUUCGGGUGGACAGAAACAGAGAAUCGCAGUGGCUAGAGCGAUCUUGAAAGAUCCAAGAAUCUUGCUUUUAGACGAAGCUACAAGCGCGCUCGAUGCAGAAUCCGAGAGAGUGGUUCAAGAAGCACUUGAUAGAAUCAUGGUUAACCGAACUACGAUUGUAGUUGCUCAUAGACUAAGUACUGUGAGAAACGCGGAUAUGAUCGCCGUGAUUCACCAAGGAAAGAUCGUCGAGAAAGGUUCUCACACGGAACUACUAAAGGACCCCGAAGGAGCUUAUUCUCAGCUCAUUCGUCUACAAGAAGAGAAGAAUUCCGAUGAGAAUCCAUCGGACGAGCGAAAAAUGUCAUCGAUUGAAUCAUUCAAACAAUCUAGUUUGAGAAAAUCAUCUUUAGGCCGGUCUUUAAGCAAAGGAGGAUCAUCAAGAGGAAACAGCAGUCGACAUUCUUUCAACAUGUUUGGUUUUCCAGCAGGAGUCGACGGAAACGACGUAGCUCAAGAUCAAGAAGAGGCUACUACACAACCGAAAACCGAACAAAAGAAAGUAUCAGUUCUUAGAAUCGCUGCUCUAAACAAACCAGAGAUUCCGGUUCUUAUACUUGGAUCAAUAUCAGCAGCAGCAAAUGGAGUUAUACUUCCUAUAUUUGGUAUACUACUCUCGAGCGUUAUCAAAGCAUUUUUCAAACCACCUAAAGAGCUAAGAGACGAUACGAGCUUUUGGGCAAUCAUAUUCAUGGUACUUGGUUUGGCAUCCAUCAUCGCGUACCCGGCGCAAACUUUCUUCUUCGCAAUAGCUGGAUGUAAACUAGUGCAGAGGAUAAGAAGUAUGUGUUUUGAGAAAGUGGUUCACAUGGAAGUUGGAUGGUUCGAUGAGUCAGAAAAUUCGAGUGGAACCGUAGGAGCAAGACUUUCAGCAGAUGCAGCUACGAUCCGUGGUCUAGUUGGAGAUGCUUUAGCUCAAAUGGUUCAGAAUCUUUCAUCUAUAUUAGCUGGUUUGAUCAUUGCGUUCUUGGCUUGUUGGCAAUUAGCUUUCGUUGUCCUCGCGAUGCUUCCGCUUAUCGCACUUAAUGGCUUUCUAUAUAUGAAGUUCAUGAAAGGUUUCAGUGCAGAUGCAAAGAAAAUGUACGGUGAAGCGAGUCAGGUGGCGAAUGACGCAGUUGGGAGUAUAAGAACCGUUGCUUCCUUUUGUGCAGAAGACAAAGUGAUGAAAAUGUAUUCAAAGAAAUGUGAAGGUCCAAUGAAGACAGGGAUACGUCAAGGGAUAGUUAGUGGUAUUGGUUUCGGGUUUUCGUUCUUCGUACUAUUCGCUUCUUACGCUACUAGUUUCUACGUUGGUUCACGCCUUGUCGACGAUGGCAAAACAACGUUCGACGCUGUUUUCAGGGUUUUCUUUGCUUUGACAAUGGCGGCUAUUGCGAUAUCUCAAUCGAGUUCUUUAUCUCCUGAUUCUAGCAAAGCCGAUAUCGCUGCUUCUUCGAUAUUCGCUAUAAUGGACAGAGAAUCAAAGAUUGACCCAAGUGUUGAAACAGGAAGAGUGUUGGAUAAUGUUAAAGGAGACAUUGAGCUUCGUCAUGUUAGUUUCACAUAUCCAGCAAGACCAGAUGUUCAAAUCUUCCAAGAUCUUUGUCUAACUAUUCGAGCCGGAAAGACAGUUGCUUUGGUCGGAGAAAGUGGAAGCGGGAAAUCAACGGUGAUUGCUUUGUUACAGAGAUUUUACGAUCCAGAUUCAGGUGAUAUUACACUGGACGGUGUAGAGAUCAAGAGUCUCAAACUAAAAUGGUUGAGACAACAAACAGGACUCGUGAGCCAAGAACCAAUAUUGUUUAACGACACGAUUAGAGCCAACAUUGCUUAUGGUAAAGGAGGAGACGCAAGUGAAUCAGAGAUUGUUUCUGCUGCUGAGUUAUCAAAUGCUCAUGGAUUCAUCAGUGGUCUACAACAGGGUUACGAUACGAUGGUCGGAGAAAGAGGGAUACAGUUAUCAGGCGGUCAAAAGCAACGAGUGGCCAUAGCGAGAGCCAUAGUCAAGGAUCCAAAGGUAUUACUACUCGACGAAGCCACGAGUGCACUCGACGCAGAGUCUGAGCGAGUGGUCCAAGACGCGCUUGACCGGGUUAUGGUGAACCGGACUACGAUUGUGGUGGCUCACCGGUUAUCGACGAUUAAGAAUGCUGACGUAAUCGCCGUCGUUAAAAACGGAGUUAUCGUUGAGAAAGGGAAACAUGAGACUUUGAUUAAUAUUAAAGACGGAGUUUAUGCUUCGUUAGUACAGCUUCAUUUGAGUGCUGCUUCUUAA
This is a messenger RNA of Arabis nemorensis, 3762 nucleotides long. The record is from the annotation of a GenBank genome assembly. NCBI's taxonomy places the organism in Eukaryota, Viridiplantae, Streptophyta, Magnoliopsida, Brassicales, Brassicaceae.